Ooceraea biroi (clonal raider ant) is the source of this 11237-nucleotide messenger RNA. It is a transcript of the gene ken, whose product is annotated as zinc finger and BTB domain-containing ken and barbie protein. Gene Ontology annotation, cellular component: nucleus. The record is from RefSeq and is a predicted model, not a curated record. Gene Ontology annotation, biological process: regulation of transcription by RNA polymerase II. NCBI's taxonomy places the organism in Eukaryota, Metazoa, Arthropoda, Insecta, Hymenoptera, Formicidae. Gene Ontology annotation, molecular function: protein binding; DNA-binding transcription factor activity; RNA polymerase II cis-regulatory region sequence-specific DNA binding.
GGCCGACGCGACGCCGACGUCGCUCAACGACGCGCGUAUUCGGACGGCGCGGCUGACACGCUUUCGGAUCGCUGCCAUCUCGAAGGCUCGAAGGUUUCGGAAGAGCUGGAAACUGUCGCGUGACUCUUCAGCAACGCUUUCGUUACGCGAAAUCGUUAUAUGACGAAGCGGCCCUAAUAAACAUGCUUCCGGAGCACCCCGAUGGGGUGAUCGGUGAGUUUCCUCGCGUGAUUGUUUCGACCAAUUAAUCUUCUUUCAACUGGAUAAUCCGUGAUGUCCUGUCCUCGUGUAGUCGUCAGCACGCGAUGUGCGCCGUAAGCGGAGACUGAAACCGGUGUAACUUUGCUGACUUCAUCUCGCACGGCUGAUGAAUGCACGUGGGGAUUUUAUUUUCGUGCGACUGCAGCAUCGAGGAGCCUGGAACCCGCCGGUAAUUCGACCGGUUCCCGAUCCUCACCGCGUCUAUGCGGCUGCAAGUGCGAGGUGCUCGCCGGUCGAACGGAAUUCCCGUGGUCCGGGUGAUUGGUGAGCGCGGUGGGCAUUAAUCCGGCCGACGGUGUUUACCGUCGAAUCGUUGGAGCAUUUCGCGAUCGAUCGCUCGUAAAACGCCUGACCGCCGCAACGAGCGACCGGAGCGUUGAUAUAAUUCCGCCUGAUGAGAAGGAGACCUUUACCUGCCGCCUCCGUGUCUUUCCAAGGAGAAUGUGUACGCGCGGACGGGAAAGCGAAAGGAAGAAUGGACGGAAGACUACGUGUAUGGCGGAGGUAUAGGAGAAAGGUGCGAAGAAAACAGAGUGAACUGAAGAGUAAUAAAUGGUCUGUUGUUUCCCUGUUGUAAGCCUCGGGAUACAGUUCUCAAUAUGCACGCAAGAGGCGAAAGGAGAGCGGAAAAUAAGGCAGGCUCCGUAGCAGGUCCCUUUCCCAAGAGUAUCGAGUAUUGCGUUUCGGGAACAGAAAGUAGUUGCCGGUAAUAUCUGAUGAUUGACUGGAAAGUCCGUGCUGGUGUUUUCUAUUUAGCAAAACCUCAAACGCAAAACUUUGUAUUAAGAGUUACGGCGUUGUAUUAAAAAGUGCAAAUUUUUCGGUCAACCCAAUAAUUGAUCUAAUUUUUUGGUUCCUUAUAAUUGCUUUUGGGGCUUAAUAAAUCUGUAUUCUGGCUAUUCAAGCAACCGUGACAAAAUUCUCCGAUUUCGAAAGCGGACCACCAUGAAUCUGCAGACACACAUAUCAUUUGACCAUGUCUAAUCCCGUUAUACAAGUCAAGAAAUACACGUUUCGAAUAAAGUGAAAGACUUUCCCACAUAACGCAUUUAUAACUUCAAUACAGACAGCGUGUGACUUUUACCAUUUUUCGCAUACACGUAAAUUUCUCUUCUCUCAGUGUAACAAUAACGCGCAAGCACAACACAAGAGUUAGAACAAUAUAUUGCGAGUUAUUGUAAAAAGAGAAACGUGAAUCGGGAUCGAUGAGCUGGCGUUAAAGAGAAGCUCGCUGUGCAAAAGCGUGGCAAUAGUGAGGCCGAAAAAGAAAAGGAGCAAACAGGAGGAAGCGUGGGCCAGGACGUGGGUGGGGCGACACUUCACCAAUGAUGAAUUGGAAGAAAAAAAAUGGUUGGAGAUAGGGAAAGACGGAAGGAAGGGGUUGCCGUAGGUAACAGCGCAAAGACAGAGAAAAAUACGUGCGAAAGAGAACGAACAGAUAUGGCGGAAGGAACAGGAAUGUCGGCAGUUUGCGAAGGACGAGGAAAGGCUGGAGGGACUAGGAAGAGGCUGAUAGGAGAUCGCGCGGUAAUUCCUGGCGGCUCUCGCCUCAUUCUUACGUAUCGCGCGCGCGAGCGCGAGCUGGCUCUCGUGUGUUACACCAUUGCGACGACGAGGCGCGCCUCUGUUCCAUCGCGUCCGAGUGACAAGGACGGAAACGGUGCAUAGAGAGUUAGGCUGGUGUGCGUCUUCGUGCACGCUAGAACAGUAUCGAGAGAAAGAUGGAGAGAGCGAGAGGGAACGAGAGACAGCGAGGCCGAAGAGGAGAGGGUUAAUCGGAUCGGUAGAAGGGAUAGGAGAGAGAAAGAGAUAGAGAGGGAGAGAGAGGCAAUGAUAAAGAGAGCGAGAAAAAGUAAGAGACAGGAAGAUAGAUAAAGGAGAACAGUGCUCCAAUAAAACGGACAGAGACCGGGGAGUGUGCUGUUAUCAUCGUGACGCGUCUAUGCAUGUGCACUGAUAGGCACACCAUCACGUAAGCGCGGAGGUGUGCAUAUCGCACACGCGAUCGCUCGUAUAGGAACAGAGACAGCAAGAAAGAGAGAGAGAGAGAGAGAGAAAGAGCAAAAGAGAGAGCGGGAGAGAAAGAGGGAAAAAGAGAGAGAGAGAGAGAGUGAGGGAAUGAGAGAGCACGGCAUCUCACCAAUAAGACCUAGGCACAAGAGAGCUAUUUGUAAUGCAAUAGUGAGAGCACCAGUGUGGGGAAAGGAAGAAGUGGAGGAAGGUAGAGUGGUAGGUGGAACGCCGAUGGUGGGAGAAAAAGAGCAAGCAAGAGAGAACGGCAGACAGAUAGACGUAGGGAAAGAAAGGGAAAGAGCGAGACGGGGAGGCAGAGAGGCGGAGAGUCUGAGAGAUCGAGAGAGAGGAAGAGCAAGGGCGCGCGAGCGAGAGAGAGAGAUAGGAAAGGUGCCAUUCGACGAGCAACCGAUACUACCGACCCUUUACAAAACGAACUCGCGAGCACUCGCAAGACUGCUCUCCGGUACAGAGAGUAUACUGCCGGGAGUUCUCGACGGAGAGAGACGCGCUCUUCGUGCCCUCAACCCUUUCUGGCCUGUAAACCUAUGGUGGCCCACCUGGCCUCUCUUCUUUGCCAGUACCACCCGCCACUACCACUAUUGGUAGCAUUACUACUACCAUCGCCACCAUCACUAUCCUACUACCACUGUGCUGCUCGCGUCGUCGUCGUCGUCGUUGCACUCAUUGGAUACACGUUAGAGUAUCGCUGAUGUGCCACCACUACCAAUGAGUCCAUAACCACCACCACCACCACCAGCACCACCACCGCCGCCGCCACCUCCUGCCGACCGUCCGGCUGUACCUCUCUUCGCGCUUACCUAGGAGCAGACAGAGAAAGAGGCAGCGCGAGCGAGAGGGAGAGUGAGAGCGGAAGAGUGAGUGAGUGAGUGUAUGUGUGUGAGAGAGAGAAAGAGGAAGAAAGAGUGAGAGAGAGAGAGAUAGAGAGUAAGAGAGGGUCCCGGCUUUGCGCAAAAGUUACGACGGAGCGAGGAGCAGUGAGAUACACCGCGGAGACCGGAAGAGAACCCUUUCUCCCUGAAGAAGUCACCGGGCGAGAGGAGCAAGAGAGAAGAAGAAGAAAGAGAGAGAGAGAGAGAGAGAGAGAGAAAAGGAAAGAAAGGAAGAAAAGGAAAGGGACACGCACAGGCAGGGAGAGAAAGAGAAAGAGAGUGAUACGGAGAGAGACGGCAAGAACGGGCAGAAAGGGAGGGAGGAAAGAGAGAAAGAAGAGAAGAGAGAGAGGGAGACGGCAAACACGCGCGAAAAACAUACGUCGACUCUAAUCGAGAGUGUCACCGCUCGUGUGCGUGCGGACGGGCCACCACGGGGAAGUCGCAGCGUCGUCGAGUACCCUCGCCGCUGUUCAGCACGCGAAGACACGUGGUGCCAGGUGGUGUCCGCCACCUCCCGGAUAUCCCGCGGGAUCCCGUGCUGCCAGAGUUCCACCGAAGCUAGGCCACGGUUGCGUGAGCCCGGUUUGAUCUCGGUUUUGAAGCGGAAACUCCGUCGUCGCGCGGUUAUCAUCUGCAUUCGCGAGUGACACUUCCCUCGGAAGGCGAGAAGACUGCCUAUGAGAGACACGUGCUUGCCCGCCGACACGUGCCGUCGUCGGUGCACGCGCUCCUCGAUCGGGCACGUCCAGCGAGGGAACAGCCGCGAGAAAUGAUCCGAGGGACCUUUGACAGUCGCAGCAGUGCGCGCGUCGUGCUUCGAGCGUGUCGUGCCUCGGGAAUCCGCUGGUCGUCCUGUGAUCGCCUCGAGGGCCAUUAGCACGCAGAGGGGGUGCAGGAAGUGCAGAAGCUACAGGAAGAGAGAAGAAGAGGAGAAAGGGGAAGAAGACGACGAAGAAGCUUCGAAUCGGGGAGCAGGCCUCGCCGUGCGCGCUCGCCGCUUACGUACCAGCAAGAGCGGGCCGCGUUGUGUAAGAGCUGAAAGUAAAAGUUGAAACCGCCGACUCGAGCUCGCGGAGCGCGUGCUGCGCGCGCUAAACUCCGAUCCUGCCUUCUGCAGGCCGGGCGCAGCCGAAUAUCUCCUGCCUCUCUUUCUCUCUUUGCCGGUUUCCUCGGCGACGUUUCAAGAGACCCGCUCUUCCUUCAGGAAGGAGCGACGGAAAGAGAAAGAUACCUUGCAUACACAUGUGAGAGUGCGUGAGCGCGGGAUUGGGUGUGCUGUGCAUGUGUCCGUGUGUGCAUACGCGUGCGUGUGUCGGUGCGUGUACGCGUCCGGAUUCGCACGAUCACGGACGCCUCUCUGACGCCCUUGACGAGAAGCGCCGCGGACGCGGAGGAUCUACGUGCCCCGGAGGAGCCGGAGAGGGCGUGCUGGGGAAAAGAACAAGGAGAGAGAAGAGAAGAGAGAGACGGCGCUCCGUUCAUUGCGUAACGACGUUUUCUAGUCCGCUGCUUCGUGAAAUACACUCGCCGCGGUGUUUCGCUCGCGCGCUCGCCCGUGAAGGUGUACCCCGGCGACGCGCGUCGACGACGUUGCUCCUUGUCGUCGUCGUCGAGGUGGACCGCGCCGUUCGAAAAGCCGCGAGUCUACGAGACGCGCCGACAGCGUGAACGAACGAUGGAAAGUAAUCGGUCCCGCGAGUUUCACUCCGUCCAGAGCGAAACGCGAGUGUUCAAGGUCACCGUCGCUGGUAUCCCACCGGUAAUCCGUUUCCGGAGUUGUUAGAGAGUGGUUUCCAUCCUUGUUAUAUCAUUAUCAUCGUCAUCAUCAUCAUCAUCGUCGACUGGCAUCCCGGUAGCAGGAACCCGAGACGACACUCGCGCGCGAAUUCGAACUUACCUCGUCGUCUUUCUCUCUCUUUCUCUUUCUCUCUUUCGAUUCGCGAGCGACAGCGCGCUCGCUUUUACCACGCCGCCUCGUCCGGGCGCAAGAAGUUUCGCAAAAGGGAUUACAACACGCAGAAGAGAAAGGAGACAGACAGACGGACGGAAAGGGAGACGCGGAAGGGAAAAGGACAGCGAGGAAAGAGAGAGACAGACCAACACGGGGAGGGAAAGAACGAGGAGGAGGAGGAGGAGGAGGUGGAGGAGAGGAACACACCGCGAUACGACACCCGUGUGAGGGAAAACCGCAAGAGGAGGACGCGGACUUUUCGCGCGAGGGACAGGGGUCCUCGCGACCGUCGCGUGGCCCGACGACGAGGAAGCUGUCGAGAGUGAGAGAAGUCGACGGCUCGCUCUCUCGGGACGUGGAGAAAGAGCCGGAGAGCGAAGGACGCGCCUGAAAGACGAUCCGGAUGUGGCGAGAUCCGCUCGCCUUCCGCCCCCCCGUUACCCUACCGAUUGUUACUGACCGUCAUCGCACCGCUCGACGUUGAAUCGCGUGGUGGCGUUCGUCCCCAUCGACGUCGUCCCGAGAUUCGGCGGUCCACGAGUGCGGCUCGCCGUGCAUUCCGCGUGACACGCGGCCGAGCGGAAUUAAAAGUGCGUUUAAAAAGGUUAGCGGGAUAAAAAAGGCGCGCGCGAAAGGAUAAGAGAAAGGAACAGGAGCCACCUUCGAGUCCUUGAGAGUACCCAACGGGUAAAAGUGCCGCGCGCAGAGCCAGCCGGUUGACCCUGGGCAGUCAACGGAGCAGACUCUGCUGGAAAAAAGUUCUCCACGUCGUCGUCGUCGUCGUGAAGAUCCUCUCGCUUCGAUCGACCGCGGGUCUUCUCGUCGCGUGUUCUACGGCCCGGCUUGCACACGUGCGUGCGUGCUCGCGAGGCGAACCACGUGCGUGACGCCGCGCGAGCGCGCCGGAGCAACCGCGGGACGAGGCGCGGUCAUCAGGAGGAUCGGGGGCGAAACAGCUGACCGCGAGCGACGACGUCCUCGAGGAAUCACCGGGGGUCCUCCUCUCGGCGGCCUUGCCCUACCGGCUCGCGAUUUCCGCUCGCGAUUUCCGCGUAUCCUGCACCAGUGUGAAGUGUUUAUGAAAUGAUUAUCGGUGUCGGUGCACCCCGACCAUCCGUAAUCGGCGAUCCCACGUGCACCAUUCCUUCCUGCGUUCGGCGCGUGUCCAGCUACUGAUCCGCGCUUCUUGUGCCAGUGAUCCGUGAUCCGGUGAUCCAUGCCGCGAAGUAUCAAUGUACGUCGCGUGCGCGCAGCGUCGUCCACGUCGCCGAUGUCACGGGAUCUCGGGUCGUCUGUGUCGGCUGGCAAAGAGGAUGCCUCCACGUGACUCCACGAGGGGAUCCUGAGGGAUAUAUAUUAUAUAUAUACAUAUACAUUUACGCGUGCCGUAUCACUCACCCUGGAUACCACCGCCGAUCGCACGGUGGAUAGCGAGCGCAGCAGCAGAAAAAGCGCAAGACGAUGUAUACUGACGGUCUCCUGACGCUCCACUAUGGGAAACAUCCAGCGACCUUGGCCGCAGAGGUCGGGGCCUGGUACAGCGGGGACCGUCACGUGGACGUGACCCUGGCAUGCGAUGAUGGGUCCGUUGUGAAGGCCCAUCGCGUCGUUUUGGCAGCAGCCAGUCCCCUUUUAGCUAGUCUACUUCGGAAUCCUGCCCUGGACCACGUGGUUCACCUGUCCGGGGUCCGAAGGACUCAACUGAAUCACUUGUUGGAGUUCUUGUACAACGGAGAAGCAUUGAUACCGUCAACGGAGCUCACGCCGUUGAGGGAACUCUUCGAGCUUCUUCAGAUUAAGUCGGAGCUAUUCGAGCCCAAUCAACCUCAAACUUCUAGUAAUUCUGACUUUGAAAGGAUAUCAACUCCCCAACCCUCGGAAGGUCAGGAGAGUUCCAGUUAUGAGUCUCAAUAUGAUAGCAGGCAGUCGAAUAAUCCCGCGGACUGUUGCUCGGUCCUCAUCAAGACGGAGGGCUGUGAAGAGGAGACGGAAGUGGAUGUGGAAGGCGUGGAAGGCGAGAAUCUUCUUACAGGAAACAGGGAAAGCAGCAUAGAAGCACCCAGACGGAGGGAUAGCUCUGAUCCUGUUAAUCUGAGUCUCAAUUCCGGCACUUCCAACACGAACGAAAGUUCGCACGAUAUACACAGGUCCGAAAAGCAGUUACUCGAGAGGCGGGAAUCGUUCGAGGAAACUGAAGAAAGGAGGAGGCUGGCAGCACAGCUGGUGUUAGGCUUAGAACCCAAGAGGAAACCCGAAGAAAUACCGAUCCCGGCCGCGGAAGCGUACGUCGUAACGCCACAUCGGAAGAGACGACCGGGUUUCCACAACGCUCCCGCGCAGAAUCCAGCUUUCGUGCCGUUUAAUCCUGGCUUCGAGACGCCCAGGAGGCUGCAGGCACCACAUCCCCUGAGCGUUUCGGCACCACCAUACUUGCAGGAUAGAUCUGUGACGCCACCUUCACAUCGACCGCCGAGCGCCGAUCCAGCGUCAGCGGCAGCUCUGGAGCCACCCUGGGGCACCUGGAACCUGCCGCCUGCCAGAGUGCUACCGCCGCCUCCAUCGACGGACGAGGCACCGAAAUCCACCCCCGUGCGAGAAUAUCGGUGUAGCUACUGCGGCAAGCAGUUCGGCAUGUCGUGGAACCUGAAGACUCAUCUGAGAGUGCACACGGGUGAAAAGCCGUUUGGCUGUAGACUCUGUACCGCCAUGUUCAAGCAGAAGGCCCAUCUGCUGAAGCAUCUUUGCUCGGUGCACCGGGCCGCGAUAGCCACCGCCGACAACACGUUCUCCUGCUGCUUUUGUUCGUCGUCGAACUUCGUCAACCUGCAAGACCUCAUCAGGCAUCUCUCGGGACCGCACAAUAAUAUGUUGCUCAGCAGGAAUAUGCAUCGCAAUAUCAAUCUCGAAUAGCGACAAUGUCAAAGGCCAUCCGGUGCUGAAGAGUGUUCCUCGAGCGCGCUAUGACGAGUCCUCCGAACAAGCUUUCCGUUGCUCCUAGGACUGUCAGGGCGACGCGAUCGGGAUGCUCAAUUUCUAUUCAGACUACUUUCUAAAAUUGACUGUACGCGAUAGUUUUGAAAGACUAUGGAUUCUUUGAACGAUAUCCUUUCAGACAAUAUUUCGUCAUUUUGGUCUGAAUAUAAUGAACAUGUGCCUUAAAGAGUACAGUUAGAAGCAAGGCAAGAGCAAGAAGCGAUUCUCGAUAUUGUGCGAUAUUGUCGAAAGUCUACGUACAUCUGAAAUUUACGUAUGAUCCGAGUAGAGUUUGUUGCCAAAUAUUGUGCUCUGCACGUUUCCUUUGUUGGAUACUGCUUGUGAACUGUACACAAAACUUGCAAAACUCUUCUGUUUCUUUUGUGAAAAUAAUAUACGUAAGGCAUGAAAUUGCCGUUGUCUUCCGAAGAAAAGUGUGUAUUUUCGAUCUAGAUCAAUCGCAAUUUGUAAAAUCGAUAGUUCGAUGAUAAAAGUCGACUUUAAGUUUUAUAAACUUUCUUCGAAGAUAAACGGCACGCAGCACCGGAGAAGCGCCUUUAGAACGACAAAGAGAAAGAGCCGGUUUCGCGCGCACACACGAAACCUUCUCGAUACCGAAGUCGCUUGAUUGCGGCUCUUCAGGAAUCUUACUGUUAUGCAUAAGUAAUAAGAUAAGAUUUAUUUCGGCGUUAACGAUCAAUAUGAUCCUGUCACGUACGCGUAUAUGUAUCGUGUACGUCAUCGAAUGCAAUUCAAGAAAAAGUACAAGGACUUUAUAAUGAACGAACACAGAGUCAAUUAUUUGUCACGCGCUAAAUCUCGACGGGCUUGUGAGCAUGCAGUCUCAGCUUGUGAGCGCAGUCUCUUUGUUGCGUCUUGUUUGUUGUUAUUUUAUUUUAAUCGCGGCACGCGGCAUUCGCGCAAGAUGCCGCGUUUACCUCAGCGCGUGUGCGGCUAAUCUCACAGUGUAUAUAAUGUUAAAUAGGAACGACGGAGGACGGAGACUAGGAUUUAUUUAUUUCACACUUUUACCGCGAAGGGACCAACCGACUUUCCACCGAUUUCUGUCUUAGGUAGAUCUUAGGUGUCCUGCCCGCCAAUCGCCUCGAGCUAACUGUGUGCAGUUAGGAACGCAUGGUUUCGAUCGCGAACACGAAACGUUUAAUCGGAUCACGCUGUGAAACGGAACAAAAGUACGCGACAUCAAAAUGUUUAGCGCGACGGAAGGGAAUGUUAUCGGCGAGAUCGAUUACGGAAGACGGUUACGAUAUUUAUAAAUUACAAUAUUGCGAUUUAUUGUCUAGUAAACGUCGACGUUGUUAAUAUUUCGUCUUCUAAAAAUCUUCCCGUUUUCCACAUGUUAUCGCCUUCCACCCAUCUUCCCCAUCCCCGUCUAGACAUCUCACAUUUACGGUACACCCCCUCGGUGUUACUCAGCGACUCGAGUGCCUUGUCAAAUGGGUCCAAAUUGGUCGAUUGGGCAGUGAUUUCAUGUGUUCAUAGAAUUAAGGGACGUAGAUGUUUAAGACAUGACGACAUGAGUUCGCAUAGGAAAUGGAAGAGAACGUUAAUUAAUUCACAUAGAGAACUUUAAGAUUCAUUCAAAUUAAUUCAACUUUCAUUAAGGCUAGUUAUAGAUCGUUGUAAGUAGUAGCUUUCUUCUCCCUAAUUUCAUUUUUGUUUGGCGCAGGACGUCAUGUUUUUUUUCUUUUUUAGAAAUAGGCAUUAUUAUCUAAGGUGCCUUGAGGAAGGGUCUCGACCUCUUUUCUGCUCCUUCAUUGUGCAAAACUGCCUCGGGAUAAUAUCAAAAAAUGUCUUUGGGUGAAGAGAAUAAAUGCAAACAUUGUUAAUUUUACAUUCCACAUGUGUAAAUAUAAAAAUUAUUUCACCAUAACAAUUUCGCUGAUUAAAUUGAGGUUGCAAAGAGAUCAUGGAUAAAUUAGAGUAAAUAAGAAAUAUAUAUCUUGUGCAAUGUAUGUUCGUUGCAGUCACACCAAAGACAUUAUUUUUAUGAAAAUGUCAUGUAAAGUCAAAGGUAAAAGUGAAUUAGUGAAUUAAAUGAUUCGAGUACAAUUUUAAUUUUUAAAAAUUAAUUUAAAGAAAUUUUUAAAAAUAAGAAUGAAGAAAUUAAAAUAUCGGUGUACAUAUAUAUCGACAUUUUAAUUUUCGUUUGUAUAACAGCAAUUGUACUCGAACGAUAUAUUACAUUCAUAAUACAUUUAAUUGUAAUCGAUAAUUAUAUGCAAUAUAAUAUCGACUUGCAAUGAAGAAAGAAAUUACAGGAAAACGUCAUAUGAGGAAGGGCAGAAACGGAGCAGAAACAGAGGUCAGAGGGAUGGUGUGCGCUCUUGCGAAGCCAAGCAAAAACGGCCAGCACAAAAUAGUGAACGUAAUGUGAUACUAAAUGAUAAUAAAGUUAAAGUAAUUAUUGUUUAGCAUACGACGCCGCGGCGUUCAUGGUACGGACGUGACUUGCGUCUCUCAGUACGAUCAGAAGUUAUUUUACGAUCGCGAAGACGAAAAGAAACCUAUGGAGAAUGAUCUUGCGAGUCGUCUAGAAUAAUUUAAGCAAACUAGCUUUUUCACCAUCUCCCUCUACCUUCCACUCUCCCUUAUCACGCUCCCGACUUCAGCCCUCGCCUCUUCUCGAGCCGUAAACGCACUAGGAUUAUACAUUACAGAUUAUUUUAUUGUUAAUUAAUUAUGUUUAGCGCGCACGUGCACUUGGAUGUUCGCCGAUUGAGAACUAUCGCUUUGUCUGCACUGGCGGGGAAAAAAAAGAAACGGAGAUCUCGAAUUUCGCUUUAGAUCAAUCGAAUAGAUGAAGAAUGUAGGAGAUGAUAUUUCCUUAGUAUGGUUGAAUAAUAAAUUAAAUUAUAUGUCGUAAAUUAUAUGUAAGAAGUCAAUACAGAAAGAUUGAAAAGAUGCAAAGAUAACAAUUGGCACAGUCCCAUAUAGAAACAAUAAAAGCAUUUCAAUUUCCUACGCUCAUUGUCUUUCGCUAUUGCUCUGAUAACGCCUUCUUUUUCUCGUCUGAACAUCCGGGUGGAAUUUUGUAGAUUUUAAGCAUCUUCCAAGCGGGGCGCAAGCUCCGUGUGCUUUCUUAGUGUUCAUAGAUUUACGAGAAAUAAAUUAAUUCUGAU